Messenger RNA from Scleropages formosus (Asian bonytongue), 1155 nucleotides. RefSeq names its product 15-hydroxyprostaglandin dehydrogenase [NAD(+)]. Gene Ontology annotation, molecular function: oxidoreductase activity, acting on the CH-OH group of donors, NAD or NADP as acceptor. Gene Ontology annotation, cellular component: cytoplasm. The transcript is spliced from 8 exons. The coding region runs from base 169 to 981 and encodes 270 amino acids. Lineage: Eukaryota; Metazoa; Chordata; Actinopteri; Osteoglossiformes; Osteoglossidae. The record is from RefSeq and is a predicted model, not a curated record.
CUUACCGCGGGCACGCGAGCGGGGGAGUGGCCGGCGGUGCCUUAACUAACUGGCCCGCGCUGGAAAGACCGAGAGAAGCAGCGCAGCCGCGACGAGCGACGGGACGAGACUGUGAGCGCGAUCGCGAUCGUGAACGAGAGAGGAGCGCGCGCGUCUUCGCAGCCAGACAUGUCAUUGAAGGGGAAAGUGGCUCUGGUGACCGGGGCGGCCCAGGGCCUGGGGAAGGGCUUCACCCGCAUCCUCCUGACACAUGGAGCAAAGGUGUCCCUGCUCGACGUAAACGAGGCCGCGGGGGCGGAGCUGAAGCGCUCCCUCGAUGGGGACUUCGGCGCCGACAGCACCGUGUUCCUGCCCUGUGACGUGACCUCGGACGCGCAGCUGAAAGAUGCAUUCAGAAGAACUCUGGAGACGUUUGGCAGAAUAGACAUCGUGUGUAACAACGCCGGGAUCCUCGAUGAAAACGCCUGGGAGAGAACAGUGUCCAUAAACCUGUGCGCCGUGGUGAGAGGCACGUACCUCGCGCUCCAGCACAUGAAGAAGGAAAGCGGAGGCCAGGGCGGGGUCAUCGUCAACGUGGCAUCCGUAGCAGGUCUGGGCCCCCUGCUCAGCACCCCCGUCUACACGGCCACCAAACACGGUGUGGUGGGAUUCAGCCGAGCCAUCGCUGAAGUGUCCAAAGUGUGUGAUUACGGCGUGAGAGUCAACGUGCUGUGUCCAUCCUUCACCAACACGGCCAUCCUGUCGAAUAUAGAGGACGACCGCACGACCGGACAGUUUGCCCGUUUGAAGGACAUCAGUAAAAAGAUGUUGCAAGAUGCAGGCGUGUUGGACGUCUCUGAGGUCGCCGAAGGAUUCCUGCAGCUCGUGACGGACGAGGGCAAAAAUGGCUCGGUGCUGAUGGUGACGAAGGCGGGCACGGCCUACGUGACAUUUCCCCAAGUGGUCAAAGACCUGGUUGCCUCACCUUCCGUUGUGUUGUAGCUGUAAGACCUCCGCAGUUUGAGUGCCUGCUAAGCACCCUGUGGAUUUUCUGUGUUGUGAUGUGUUUUUGAUAACCAGAUGCAUACCCAUCAAAUUAUACAUUUUAUAUAAUAAUAAAAGCCCAUCUUUGGCCUCCCAUGUAUGAUUUCUGUAUUCUCACUGAUAACCAGCAGU